UUCCCUCCACGGGACGAGAGGGGAAAGCGAGAGGUAGUCGGCACGCACGGCCGAAGCUCCACAUUCAUCCACAACGCACCAGGUCGCACUCGUACGUCCCAUGGCACGCCACCGCGCCAACGAAACAAGAGUCCCAAAACGCCAAGGUGGACACGCCGACCCGGCGUGCCGUCAGAGGCUGCUGUGCUAAAUCUGGGGUGGAGGGGAGGGGACGCACCGAGGCGCGGCCGCCUCGCCGAGAUCGACGGGCCGACGCAACCCAGGCCGAGGCCGAGCGAGGGAAGCGAUACAACCCACCACAAGCAGCGGGCGCGUCGUCGGGUUCGCGUGCGGCGGAUAUUCGGACGGGGCGGCAUAACACCCGGGCCGAACGGGUCGCGCGCUCUCUCUCCCGGCGGUCUUCUCCCCGGCCCUCUGGCGAUGGCGACGGCGACGGCGGCGGCGGUGUGGGAGGAGGAGGCGGAGGUGGAGAGGCCGAUGCUGGAGGAGGAGGGGAAGGGGAAGCAGGGCAAGGGGCGGCGCUACGGCCUCGUCGACUACCGGGCGCUGCCGGCCUACAUGCGCGACAACGAGUACAUCCUGCGCUACUACCGCUGCGAGUGGCCGCUCCCGCAGGUGCUCCUCUCCGUCUUCUCCAUCCACAACGAGACCCUCAACGUCUGGACGCACUUGAUAGGAUUCUUCAUCUUCCUUUCUUUGACCAUAUAUACUGCAACAAAAGUUCCAAAUGUGGAUCUUCAGAGCCUGCAGAAUUUACCUGAUAUACUUAGGAAUGCUGAUCUUCAUAAGAUUCAGGCAGAGCUUGCGGCAUGCCUUCCUUCAUUACCUCACUUUUCUGAUCUGCAAAAGAUGAAGGAUGAAUUGAGAAGCUCAUGGAAUUCUAUCGAUGUGCUUCCGUCAAUAUCUCGUUGGCGUCUCUUGGAAUUACUCUCAAAUUGCUUGCCUGACAGAUUUACCCAUUCCAAUGAAACUAAUCUUUCUGUUCUUGAAAGCAUGAAGGAGGAUAUUGUAACUGUAAUUGCACCACACUUUAUUAGGCCGAUCUCUAGGUGGCCGUUCUUUGCCUUCUUGGGAGGAGCCAUGUUUUGCCUUCUUGCCAGCAGCACAUGCCACCUUCUGUCCUGCCACUCUCGCCGCCUUGCAUAUAUCAUGCUUCGGCUCGACUAUGCGGGCAUUGCAGCUCUUAUCGCCACUUCUUUCUACCCUCCAGUAUACUACUCUUUCCUGUGCCAUCCUUUCUUUUGCAACCUGUACCUCAGCUUCAUAACUAUUCUAGGAUUAGCAACUAUCGCGUUCUCUCUGCUCCCGGUCUUCCAGAACCCGGAAUUCCGAACUAUACGGGCGUGCCUCUUCUUUGGCAUGGGAGCGUCAGGUGUGAUCCCUGUUUUUCACAAGUUGAUCCUUUUUUGGCACCAACCAGAGGCACUGAUCACUACCGGAUAUGAAAUUUUGAUGGGGCUGUUCUACGGUGUUGGAGCAUUGGUGUACGCGACUCGGGUGCCUGAACGCUGGAUGCCCGGGAAGUUUGACAUUGCUGGGCACAGCCACCAGCUCUUCCAUGUCUUGGUCGUUGCUGGAGCCUACACCCACUACCAUGCAGGGCUGUUGUACCUCAAGUGGAGAGAUCAGCAGGGCUGCUAAAAGUUGUUCUAUUGUUACAGGGUGUGGAUAGAUUUAUUUGGUUAUAUGGUUGUGUCUCUGAUCAAUAGAAGACUGUUGAAUCAGGGUAAAGAAUUUACUGAUCUGUGUAAAGUGUAUACUAGACGAAAUAAACAAGUAAAAUUGAGGUGAUUAUAACUUU
Molecule: messenger RNA, 1801 nt
Organism: Triticum urartu
Lineage: Eukaryota; Viridiplantae; Streptophyta; Magnoliopsida; Poales; Poaceae
Product: heptahelical transmembrane protein ADIPOR3
Biological process (GO): response to hormone
Cellular component (GO): membrane
Molecular function (GO): signaling receptor activity
Source: RefSeq, a predicted model, not a curated record